AUGCCACUGGGCAAGGAUUUAUCCAUUGUGGCAGAUUCCACCGUCUCCUCAUCUCCCCUACGCGACUCUGCAAAGAGCGAGAUCAAACGGCCCACUCGAACGUAUGGCAGAAAAAAAUCCCCUCCAGCUGAAGAUAUUGAGGCAUCAACCUCAUCUUCUUUACUGGCUGCGCCGUCGCGCGCCAGUGUCCACCAAACUGGGCCGCCCGGACUUGACGAAGAGGUUCCUCCGAGCUCACAAACCUCAGAUGAUGAAGGAACAGUAGAAACACAUGGAGGAUUGGAAAAAUUCUAUCGAGCUUCUUCGGGAUUUCAGUUUGAAUGGCGGGCGCAAUUGAAAGCGAUGGAUGAUGAAAUUGACUUCCCCGAUAGUCAAGAUGCGUCAAAAAUCGACCAAUCGUUGUCCAGUCAGCCCUCAUCUAAAGACGCUCCUCUGGAUGAUUCCUUUGCAGGUCCUCUUUCUACCAUUACUGCGACUUCACCAAGAUCUGUAGAUCAUUUGGCACCUCCCUCAUCUCCCCUCAUCAGUGAGCGGCGCCGACGUACAAAAAAACCAACCACGCUGCUAGACUCAGACUCAGAUGGUGAGCUGGGAAACGGCACACAUUCCAGCAACUCAUCACCAUCCGCUCUACAUCGCAUUAACACCCCCGAACCCGGAUUCUUAUCUACACUUUCUGCCUCAGACGGUGGCGUGACUGUGGCCCCAAUGAUGAGUGUGGGGGAGGGUCGUAACAUGAAAGUCGACCAUGUUGAACAGACAAUCCCACACAAUAAGUCCAGGAAGCCGAAAGUCAAGGCGCCAACGAAAAAAGACUUCACCGAAACAGCAAAAGCGCGUGCUCGGAUCGCGACGGAAAAAGAAUGCCUCAUCCCUCGUCCUCAACGCGAUAAGCACACCCUGCAACGCUUGUUUUCCGUCGUCAAAAAUACUCAAAGCAGCAUGCAAGUGCCUUCUGAUCCACCUUCUUCUCCCCGUAGCUCUGCCGUCAAUAUAUUUCGCCCUAUCUCACCAUCUUCUGUCCAUCCUUUUCAAGGGGAACAAUGUCCUCCCAUAAUACCGCCAACUAUUCCAGCCGCCGAGUCUGACGACGAGUUUCCUGAACCUGAGCUCCUUUAUGAAGAGCGGAUAGCAACGAAGAAACGGGAAGACAUUCAGGCACUCAAACAGCGCGCUCUGGUCGAAAAGCAGAAUGCACCGUUGGUCAGUGAAGAUGAAGACGACGACCUUGUCGUUCUGCCUUCUCCGGAGAAGGGCACUACCAGACUUGACGAGGAACACCACAGAUCUACUAGCAAGGGGAGACCGUCUGAAGGCAGAAAGGUCCAACUCAAUUUUGCAGGCAUGAACUUGUCAAUGCAGAAGUCUGGCGCUGCACCCAAAUUGGGUCCCCUCAACAAUGUCGGUUCGUCAACCAGUCGGCGUAAAUCAGGUAUCACACGUGACGAGUUGAAUACGAGUCUCUGGAGUAAAGUCAAGGGAGAUAUUCGCGAAACCAUUCACAAGAAGGAGGCAGAUUACAUGAAGGCUGGAGGCAGAAUCCUCAUUUCUGAAGGCCCAGCAGAAGUUUCAGAAAAAUCUUUGAACGUGCUUGUGGAGAAGGGACUAAAAGCCGCUGAGGCGCGGAUGGCUGGUGCGAUCGAAAAUGAUAGCGAUAAUGAAGACGAGGAAGACGAGGACGAUGAUGAUUGGAUGCCAGAGGGCAGGGGCUCUGCCAGUCCCGAACCCGAGCCCGACGAAGGUCAGGGUGCAGCCGAAGUUAUGGCGGACGAUGUUGGAGGGGAUGUUUUGAUAGAUGACCUCAACGAUCAGGAGAAUAUAAACACCCGAUCAUCUCACCGGCGACGGACAGUAUUCUAUUCAGACGACGAGGACGAUGAGCCCAAGCCCAGAGUUCAGCAUCCUUCACACAACAAUGUCCUGCCUGAUAAACCACCCACAAUGAUAUUGGAAUCCGAGGAUUACAUGUCAGCUUCAGCGGAUGAGCGGGUGGAGAACGAAACAGACAAGGAAAAUGACACUGGUCUCAUGUUUGAUUAUAGCGAAGAUAAGGAGAACAAAGCUGUUGUUCGACAUGCAGAGCUGGGCCCCUUAGGAAGGUCCCUGUCUUUGCGAGGCGAAACACAACGAAGUUCGGCAAUGUCGUCGCCUGACUUGGGAGAAGGCUUAGAUUCUCGGAGACCAUUUCAGGAGUUGGUUGGUGGUGACAGUUCGCAGGAUAUGCAACUUGCCCCCACCAAUCUUACCCAAACCUUUGCUUCACAGCUAAGAACAGCAUCUUCACAUCUAUCCACUAAUUCGUCUACUUUUAUUCCUGCUGCUUGUAUUGGUAACAGCGACCUGGAUGAGUUCCAGAAAUUUUCGGGCAAAACGUCGAGCAGUAAUGCUGCUGCAUCCAUCGUCUUACAGCCCAGCUUUUCGGAUUUGUUCGAAUCGGCCACGGAAAAACAGGGAGACGCACGGCCCCUUGCUUCAUUCAAGGAUAAAGAAAAGGCUGUUUCCAUUUCCCUCAACCAAAUUCGUCGAUCGGAUACCCUUGAUCUGACUCAAGAUAUGACCCUGCUGCCUGCAUUCCAAGCUGGAGACAACGUCUUACGCAAAGCUGACAUUAUAUUUGAGAAAGAGCAAGAUUAUUUGUUGGAAAACGCUGGUCGGAAAAACCAACAGAGUGCUGAGCUGUAUGUCAAUGAUGAUGGAUUCCUCACUCAAACGAGACCGGAUGUUCACAGCCCAGAAAUUUAUAAACCUGCGUCGCCGUCCCAGUCAAGGGUUCCUCGCGACACCCUCUUUAGCCCGACAGGGUUUCGGUCUGCACCACGCGCUCCAUUAGGGACGUUGUCCUUUUCAGGGAUUUCACAUAAUUCUCCUGACGGAGGACCACUUUCACGCCUGAGGAGGGCAACCGAUAACCAAUCUUCAGACAGCCCUGGCACCAGAAAACGGCCAGCUGACGCUUUCGACCUUCUCCGCCAAGGAGCGGCGAAGGAGGCGAAGGCAGAGUUAGCGUGGAAACGUCACGAAGCGUUAGAGUUUUUUGAGGACGAGGCCCAAGAAUCGGAUGAAGAUGACGCAUUUGGUUUCGGAACAAAACAUCACAUUGAAAGAGGAGAGGAAGAAGACGAAGACGAAGACCUCGAUAAGACAUUAGAGACCCUUGUGGAUGAUCAGGAGAUGGGUGAGGAAGUAGUUGCCGCAGAAAAAAUCUUGGAGAAAUUUCAUGAGCAAGCUGAAGAAGAUGAUCAAGCGCUGGAGCGACUGCAUCAAGCUGCUGUGCGUGGUGAGUUGCGUCGGAAGAAACGUCAUCAUGGUGUGGGGAUGGAUGACAGUGAGGAUGAAAGUGAUGAUGAAGAUCAACGUGCUAGACGGGCACGUCAUUCAAUGAAAAGGGCACGAGUUGAUCGAGACGACGUGAAAGCAUUGGAGGCCAAUCCGGAGACGAAAGCAUUUGCCGAGUCAUACAUGCAGACUGUACUGGAUGAUGGUAAUGACUUCGACCACCUUGGAGAUGCAUCACAGGAGUCUAGCAGGACUCUUGUUGGGGACGAUGACGAAGAAGGUGACGUGAACGUGGGCAAAUUCACGCGUGAUGACUUGAUACGACAAAUUUACGAUGGAGGGUUGGAAGACGAGGAUUAUGAGAUGGACCUGACCGAUACGUUGUGGAUAGACGGCAAAGACGAGGAAGACCACAUCCGCGUGAAGGCUGUCAAGUUUAACAAAAGGAUGGCUGGUGCUUCAAUCAUAGGUGCAACCGAGCUUGACGAUGGUUUGGAGUUCCUAUCUUCCGUGUCCAAAUCUAAUCAACGUCAGCGAAAUCAAGAGCAGUCUUGGAUGAAGCGCGAAGGAAAGAUAAGAAAUCCAGGUACAUCACGAUCUGUUGGCGGUGCAGCCGUAACCAGUCUAGGAGGCAGCGCUCUCCGUAAAGUGUCGCGUGCGUCGUUGGCUGGUGCAGGCUCCGCGCCUCCAGUCAAUGUACCAAAGCCUGUGAAGGCAGCAGAAAGUUUCCUAUCGGCAGUCGACAGAACGAACAGGUUUGCAUAG
Molecule: messenger RNA, 4041 nt
Organism: Laccaria bicolor S238N-H82
Lineage: Eukaryota; Fungi; Basidiomycota; Agaricomycetes; Agaricales; Hydnangiaceae
Exons: 10
Coding region: 1-4041 (1346 amino acids)
Source: RefSeq, a predicted model, not a curated record